GUGAAUAAAAUGGGAUACGAGGUUCCAUUAACUGUGGUUACCAUAUUUUGGGCACUAAUCGGUUGUGGUGUCCCUUUGGUUAUUCCAAAAGGUCCUAACAGAAGUAUUAUCCAAGUGUUCAUCGUGAUGACGUCUGUUUGCUGCUAUUUAUUCUGGCUUAUGGCUUUUCUUGGCCAACUGAAUCCUCUAUACGGACCCCAGUUGAGGAACUCUACAAUUCGAAUCGUACGCAAAGAAUGGCCGCCUGUGGCAUAA
Messenger RNA from Rodentolepis nana, 255 nucleotides. The record is from the annotation of a GenBank genome assembly. NCBI's taxonomy places the organism in Eukaryota, Metazoa, Platyhelminthes, Cestoda, Cyclophyllidea, Hymenolepididae.